Molecule: messenger RNA, 1569 nt
Organism: Huiozyma naganishii CBS 8797
Lineage: Eukaryota; Fungi; Ascomycota; Saccharomycetes; Saccharomycetales; Saccharomycetaceae
Exons: 1
Coding region: 1-1569 (522 amino acids)
Biological process (GO): microtubule-based movement
Molecular function (GO): ATP binding; microtubule motor activity; microtubule binding
Source: RefSeq, a predicted model, not a curated record
AUGAACGUUUAUUUGCGGUUGCGGCCGGACAGCGAGGGCAGCGCCCUCGACAUUUCGGAAACCUCCGUCACUUUCAGAUCGCAUGCCAGUGUGGGGGGAAGCCACGGCGUGGACCCUCACGAGCGCACGUUCUCCCUAGACAAGGUGUUCCCGCCGUCCGCCUCGCAAGCGGAUGUUACUGCCGUGCUUCUGGGGCCCAUCGUGGAUAACCUGGCUCACGGAGUCAACGUACAGAUGGCCUCCCUCGGUGACUCGCAGACGGGGAAAACCCAUACGAUGCUGGGGCAGCAGGGUGUUAGCCAGGGACUGCUGCAACGAAUACUGACAAAAGUAUUCCAAUUGAUGAACGAAAACGAGGGGGUCACAGUACAGUACUCGCUCUCCGCCGUGGAGCUGGUCAAUGACAAAGUUUACGACUUACUCAAUAAAAGAUCGCCUUUAGGACAAAACAAGAACCAUCUGAAGGGGUUUAAAGCAGUACCGCUGACUACCUUGGCUCAAGCGUUACAGUACAUCAGGGACACGCUGUGUACUAACAUCAACGGACACAUUUCCGUAAAGUUCAACAUUCGACAGAUCAACCUGGCCAGGAGCACAAUAACAGAAAGUUCUUUGAUCCUCACAGACACAAAGGGUUCCCAGUACAAAAGGGACUUGCAAGAUUUUGAGAAAUUACUACAAGGGAAUAGCGAACCACACUCUGCACUGAUGAAACUGUUAUACAAACCGAUGUUCGGGAACUAUACAAGAUUUAUAGUAAUGCACGACUCUUUCCUGCCCGUGAACCAAGCACAAACACUAAACACUUUGAAGUUCAGCGCGCAUUGUACUGGUUUCCAACCGAGGAUCAUUGUUCAUUCCAACGUCUACCCAAUAGAUGUCCAGAGAGAGUACGACCUGUUCAAGGAAACCAGUGAUAUCAAGAACAAAAACAUGCGAUUGCAGUUGGACUACGCCACUAAAUGCCUAGAGCACGAGCCAUCUACCAAGUUUGAUGAGACUGACGUCAAGAACCUUGCUAACGAAAAUUUAUCAUUGACUAUGAAAGUGGAAACGUAUCUAACUGAACUUGGCGAGUUCAACACUGUUCUCAACAGUUUAUUGAACAAAAUUGAAUUGCACAGCUCGUUAAGGGGUCAACAUAAUGACAAAAACAAAAAGAAAAAAGAGAAAUUGGUCUCACGUAGCGAUAUGCUUACUCGCAAGUGCCAAAAGACGGAACAAACAGGCUCCGAACUCAUGGAAUACAUAAACAAAAAGGACGUCGAGCUCCAAAGGUUAUUAACCGAUAACAACAACCUGAAGCAAAAUGUUCAUUCAAUAAAGGACACAUACGGGGAACAGCAGGAACGAAUAGAGCAUUUGGAAAACUCUAUUUCGUUUUCCUCAUCGCAUAUCAGCAGGUUCUCUGUGUCGUCGUUUGCCACAUCAAUCAACUCUGCUGCAUCCAACUCUACGGGAUCCACAAACAGAACAUUCGCGACUUCUAAUAAGUCCCCAGGGAGGAAAAAAUCUCAAGAUACUACGAAUGCAGGCGGAUUCAAUUUACAAAUACUGAAAUCUAAAUAG